AUGCUCAUCAUCCCAUCUGCGAGCUUACAGGUCGAUAUGUCGUCUUCGCCGGAGCACACGGCGACGACCUCCGCGUCGGCCACGCCUCCGCCAACGGCGACGGCUGCCGGCAUUCCAAAUUCGACGACUCCACAAAUGAGCGGCGGCGGCGACCAGCAACAAGUGCCAUUCCAAAUGAUUCCGCCCGGCGCUCACUUUUUCGCCAAUCCAUUUAUGAAUCCAUACAUGGCGGCUGCCGACAUGAAUUCGUGGCAAAACGGCGGCCAAUCAGCGGAGAGCAUAAAAGACGGCCAACCGACGACUCAGGCGGCUCCGAUGCCGAUGAUGAUUGCGCCGGCGCAAUAUCAGGAAAUGAUGCAGCACUACCUCCAGCAGAUGAUGGCGGCUAGUGGGGCCCAGUUCCCGAUACCAUUUCCGAUGCAAUUCCAACCAGCAACGACGGCUGCGUUCCUGAAUAAUCAUCAGCCGAGGCCAUCAUCACAGUGCUCAUCAUCGCACAAAUCCGAAGACGACGGCCGUCGGACAGCUGGUAGUGUGACAUCGAAUGUGUCACCAAAUCAUCGAGAGGUUGGCAAUGAUGCUGAAACAUUUAAGGACGAGAAAUUACCGACAGAAAUUGCGUGUUCAUCAACAACCACAGACCAAGGCAGUCCGGAUUUGUUCGAUCGAGUUGAUGAAGUCAAUGAGCUCGAGCAGAAUAAGGAGCCAAUUGCUGAGAUAAUUGGAGAUGUGAUCAAAGAUUCAAAAGAGCAGGGGUCCGAGAAACCUACGAUGAAUGAGAAAUCGGAUGGGGAUGAGAAGCGAAAGAUGUCCGGCGAAUCGUCGAGUGAUCGGACGGACAGUCUUAUUCGGAAGCAGAUGAGCGAAAUCGAGAAGGAGAUCACAAGGCGAUCGCAGAAUAAAAAUAUCAAACAGAUCGACGAUCGCGAGCUCGCCGAGCUUAUCGGACCAACGACAGCUGGAGCGGAUUCUGACGCUUUUGCUCAUUUCUCAGUUGACGAUAAGAGCGCACUUCCUUAUACGGCGCCGAGCACAUCUGCGGACAAACCGGCGGUUGUUAAGGAAUCGCUGAACCAACUGAGAAGCUCUUUCAAUCUCAACGAGGAGAAGCCGCAGCAGUUGCCACAGGAGCUGCACCAGGUCCAACAAUCGGCUCCGUUUCAGUUCGUUGCCAACUCGAAUCCAUUUUCGCCGCAAAAUGCAUUUCCCAUUGGAGUUACGAUGCCUCAACAGUCUGCGUUUUCGACGGCCCCACAAUUUGCCAUGAUGCCGCAGCAACAGCACUUCAUGCAACCACAGGGAACCGGAUUUGUCACGAAUGGCACGAAUCCGUUCGCGCCUCAACUUAAUCCAAGCUUCAUCCAACAGCCAAUUGGUGCCGCUCAGCAGCAAGCCUCACACCAUUUCACCCCGGAUCAACUGGCGGCGGUGUUCGCGCAGCAACAGAUUGCUCAACAAGCUGCAUGCACAUCCGGAAUUGCUCCACCACCUCCUCCGGCUCAUCCGAUCGCGAGGAAGUCAAGCUCGGGUGGCUGGCCAGCCGAGGACAACAAGGAGAAUGGCUCAUCGAGCUCAACAACGACGACGGGUGCGAAUCCACAAGCGCCGAAUGGAAGUGAUCCGAAUGAUCCGGUUUGGGUGCUUCGCGAUUCGUAUCUCAAGAAAAUGCAGCGAGAGCAGCGCAAUUCAGCCGAAGAGGAAAUGAGCUGGCACGAGGCGGCGACGGCAGCGCAGGAAGCCGCCGAAAACGGUAAUGUUGACGAGGAAGAGCAGGAGACGGACCGAUUGUUGAAUGGAGGAGAGGGAGUGACGAAAUCGACGAUGGAUCGAACGUCGAUUGAUAAGAAGAAAAAUAGCAAAGAAGCUCUUGUACACGAACCUGCAGUUCUCAUCGAGGGCGUUCUCUUCCGUGCAAGAUAUCUUGGAUCAACCCAAAUGCUUUGCGAGAGUCGCGGCUCGAAAGCUGCUCGAAUGGCUCAGGCGCAAGAGGCUGUUGCUCGAGUCAAGGCGCCUGAAGGAGAUGUGCAGCCGUCGACGGAAAUCGACUUGUUCAUUUCCACAGAAAAAAUAAUGGUUUUGAAUACGGAUUUACAAAGGAUAUCAGACACCGAUGUUCGGCAAGAUAUUCUCAUGGACCAUGCGUUACGGACCAUAAGCUAUAUUGCGGAUAUUGGGGACCUUGUGGUCCUAAUGGCUCGCCGAAUGUCGACGAGUCACUCGGAUGAAUCUUGCAAUGAAAAUGAAAACGGUGUUCGCAAGACUCCGAAAGUCAUUUGCCAUGUGUUCGAAUCCGACGAGGCCUCCUUCAUUGCUCAGUCGAUCGGACAGGCCUUCCAAGUCGCUUAUGUCGAAUUUCUUCGUGCGAAUGGAAUCGAUGAUCCCUCAUAUUUAAGGCAAAUCGAUUAUCAGGAAGUGCUGAAUUCACAAGAACUCCUCGGUGAUGAACUUGAAAUGUUCGCUAAAAAAGAAACUCAAAAGGAGGUGGUGAUUCCAAAGAAGAGCGGCGAACCAUUGGGAAUCGUUGUCGUCGAAUCCGGCUGGGGUUCGAUGCUUCCGACCGUAGUCCUGGCCCAUAUGAAUCCAACGGGUCCCGCAGCGCAUUCGAACAAAUUGAAUAUUGGCGAUCAAAUCAUCAAUAUCAACGGAAUUUCGCUCGUCGGAUUGCCGUUGUCAGCGGCGCAGACGCAAAUCAAAAACGUCAAAACCGCGACGGCAGUUCGAAUGACAGUCGUCUCGACACCGCCAGUCGUCGAGGUUCGCAUUCGGCGUCCUGACACGAAAUACCAAUUAGGAUUCUCGGUGCAGAAUGGGGUGAUUUGCUCGCUUCUUCGAGGUGGAAUCGCGGAACGCGGCGGCAUUCGGGUUGGGCAUCGGAUAAUUGAGAUCAAUGGAACAUCGGUGGUGGCAGUUGCACAUGAUAGAAUCGUGAACAUGCUUGCAACAGCAGUCGGCGAGAUCCAUAUGAAAACCAUGCCGACCUCAAUGUUCCGACUUUUGACUGGUCAAGAGACGCCCCAAUACAUUUGA
This is a messenger RNA of Caenorhabditis bovis, 3027 nucleotides long. The record is from the annotation of a GenBank genome assembly. NCBI's taxonomy places the organism in Eukaryota, Metazoa, Nematoda, Chromadorea, Rhabditida, Rhabditidae.